Molecule: messenger RNA, 879 nt
Organism: [Torrubiella] hemipterigena
Lineage: Eukaryota; Fungi; Ascomycota; Sordariomycetes; Hypocreales; Clavicipitaceae
Source: the annotation of a GenBank genome assembly
AUGCAGCUAAUUCACAACCUUUUAUACACGGCGACACUGGCCGCAGCCGCCUUGCCGAGCAACGCAACCCUCAGCGACAGCGCUCUAUCGCUGUACAAUGCUACUCCUUCGCUAUGGGAUACAGUGCAGCAGUCGCCCAAUGCAAGCGCCAUGGUGGACCUGGGCUACUUUGACUUGACCAAGCCCUACCUCGGCGAGACGGUGGACACCUGGAAACUAUCUCUUUCUAUCAAAUCGGAUCUCCCCUAUAAGAAUUUCGAAAAGCCAGAUUCCUUUACGGGAUCUGUUUUGCAGAUUAUUCCGCCCGAGGGCAUGUUUAACAAGGACAACACCAUGGGCAAAGCAGAUCCUACCUGGUCAGUAUUUGCGUUGACGUGGCGAUUCCGACCAAACUCUACCGUCAAGGAGACCGACGGGCGCGUUGACUGUAGAAGUCUCGUCUCGCCAAAUUGUUUGGGGGCGAUGGGUAGCCUUCCCGCCAACUUGACUGAUGCGUCCUACGCCAACUUGUAUAAGGAGUUUUGUAGGGAUGAACAAGAGCAUAUGCGCUUUGAAGGUCAGGGUCCUGUUCCUGGUAAGGGCCUUGACUUGUCCUAUCUCCUUCUGGUGGACAAGGCACCUCCAGCCAAGGCGCCCAUAGACGAAUAUGACCAGGCCAUUCGCGAUAUUUACAUUGUCGGCACGAGGUUCUUCAACAGUGGGCACAAGCCUGGGGAUCACUCCAAUUACACCUUCUCAGUCACAGAUGUUAUAAGAUGUAUCCGCGCCACGGACUUCCAUGGCGGCAGCCGCACACGAGAUGGCGAAACGAGUGCUGCUACAUCGCUAGUACCUGGAUUGUGGGUGGUUACAGUAGCUGCAAUUGCCGUGUUCUUAUAG